AUGGACGCAAUCAUCGAGUCCGGCCGCAAGAUCUGGGAGGGCGAGAUUGACUUUGAGGGUCAACGCCUGGUCGAGAUGUUUUGUAGCGUUCUGUUGACAACCGCCGGAGUCCUUGCCUUCAUGGUUGGCUUCGCUACUCAGAACAUUGCCUACACUCUCUGGAUCCUACUCGCUGGAGCCGCCCUCACAUUUGUCGUAUGUGUGCCACCAUGGCCAGUCUACAACAAGGAUCCCGUCAAAUGGUUGCCUGCAAAGAGAUCAAACGGCGUCACAGGCUUGGACAUCACAGUCGAUGGAAAGAAGGUGCAAUAG
Molecule: messenger RNA, 312 nt
Organism: Aureobasidium namibiae CBS 147.97
Lineage: Eukaryota; Fungi; Ascomycota; Dothideomycetes; Dothideales; Saccotheciaceae
Product: microsomal signal peptidase subunit SPC12
Exons: 3
Coding region: 1-312 (103 amino acids)
Biological process (GO): protein targeting to ER
Cellular component (GO): endoplasmic reticulum membrane; signal peptidase complex
Source: RefSeq, a predicted model, not a curated record